Messenger RNA from Ilex paraguariensis (yerba mate), 336 nucleotides. The record is from the annotation of a GenBank genome assembly. NCBI's taxonomy places the organism in Eukaryota, Viridiplantae, Streptophyta, Magnoliopsida, Aquifoliales, Aquifoliaceae.
AUGUAUUACCUCCACUUCUUUGCUAAAUCUAUAGUUUGUGAAAAGGGAAUCAUAUAUGAGGAUUUUGAGCACUUGGGUAUAAGGGGAAUGUUGAGAAAUAGAGGAUGGGAGAGUUACAUGAAAUCGGUUGGAGUUAGGGUUGAAUACAAUGUAAAAGAAUUCUACAACAAUGCCGAGCCUACUGAGGCAAGGCAAUUUACUACUUUUGUGAGGGGUUUUGAAUUUGUUGUUAAUCCUAAUGUGAUUUUUGAUAUGAUUAAGCCUAUGCCCAAGAGUACCCAAUGCAAUGUACCUCCUAAUCCCCCAAUUGAUACAAUGCAAUGGGCAGGAUUUUAA